Molecule: messenger RNA, 540 nt
Organism: Gossypium arboreum
Lineage: Eukaryota; Viridiplantae; Streptophyta; Magnoliopsida; Malvales; Malvaceae
Exons: 4
Coding region: 1-540 (179 amino acids)
Source: RefSeq, a predicted model, not a curated record
AUGCGUGAGGCGAAGAUCACCGAGGAAGUGAAGGGUGCUGAGCGCCAGAAUCAAGAGAGAGAUAUAGGAUCCACUUAUUCCUAUAUAGCCUGUACUGUGUUCAAGAACUUUGGUAUCUUGGUUGAGAGCAUUACGAGUGAGGUGGUUGUACUGAGUUCGCUAGGACAAUCAGUAAGGGUAAAUAAGUUGUUUAGAGACGUUCCUUUAAAGGUUCAAGUGGCUAUUUUUCGGGCUGAUCUGAUAGAACUGCCUUUUGGAGAGUUUGACCUGAUACUGGGAAUGGACUGGUUGGUUAAGCACCGAGUGAGCUUGGAUUGUGCCACAAAAAGGGUUGUAUUGAGAACUGAGGAAGAUAGCACGGCCAAUGUGGUGGCCGACGCACUGAGCCAUAAGGUUAUGACUGAUUUGAGGGCUAUGUUUGCUCGCCUGAGUUUAUUUGAUGAUGGAAGUUUGCUAGCAGAGCUUCAGGUUAAGCCUACGUGGAUUGAGCAUAUUAAGGGUAAGCAGUUGAAAGACGAAUUGUUGGGUCUUCGUUUCUGA